Molecule: messenger RNA, 1173 nt
Organism: Aspergillus niger
Lineage: Eukaryota; Fungi; Ascomycota; Eurotiomycetes; Eurotiales; Aspergillaceae
Exons: 4
Coding region: 1-1173 (390 amino acids)
Biological process (GO): G1/S transition of mitotic cell cycle; peptidyl-serine dephosphorylation
Cellular component (GO): cytoplasm
Molecular function (GO): protein serine/threonine phosphatase activity
Source: RefSeq, a predicted model, not a curated record
AUGGUGGAUAGUAAGGUCCCUCAGCCGGGACCGGCCAAGUUGAAGCGCAAUGCUGGCCCCGACGAGUGGCUGGAGGCCGCAAAGGAUUGCAAAUACCUCUCGGAGACCCAUAUGAAACAGCUUUGUGAGAUCGUCAAGGAGUUUAUGAUGGAAGAAUCGAACAUUCAGCCAGUCUCAACACCCGUGACCAUCUGUGGAGAUAUUCACGGCCAGUUUUACGACUUGUUAGAGCUAUUCCGGGUCUCUGGAGGCAUGCCCGAUGAAUCGGACGUCGAGCCGCCUAAAACGUCGCCUUCCGUAAUUACCUCGGAGGACAUCGAACCCCCUUCCACCAUUACCGAUCCUAAGCUACGCAAGAAAUUGAGAAACUCUGGACACUCGGAUGAUUUUGCAGACGAUGCGGGCUCGACUAGCAGCCAGCGCGCUCGGUCUUCCAGCGCAGGCUCGAAUGAGGUUACAUUGAAUCGAAACUUUGUAUUCCUCGGUGACUACGUGGACAGAGGGUACUUCAGCUUGGAGACCCUCACGUUGCUGCUGUGCCUCAAGGCGAAGUAUCCUGAUCGGGUUACGCUGGUACGUGGUAACCACGAGUCUCGCCAGAUCACUCAAGUCUACGGUUUCUACGAGGAGUGCUUUCAGAAGUACGGAAAUGCCUCCGUAUGGAAGGCUUGCUGCCAGGUUUUUGACUUCAUGACACUGGGCGCCAUCAUUGACGGUAGGGUGCUUUGUGUGCAUGGUGGACUGAGCCCGGAGAUUAGAACACUGGAUCAAGUGCGGGUGGUUGCGAGAGCCCAGGAGAUUCCGCACGAAGGUGCUUUCUGUGACCUGGUUUGGUCGGACCCCGAUGAUGUGGAGACAUGGGCAGUGAGUCCCAGAGGAGCUGGUUGGUUGUUCGGAGACAAGGUUGCAGAUGAGUUCUGUCAUGUCAAUGACCUGACCUUAAUCGCCCGAGCCCACCAAUUGGUCAACGAGGGUUACAAGUAUCACUUCGCCAACCAAAACGUGGUCACGGUGUGGAGUGCUCCCAACUACUGCUACCGAUGCGGCAACCUCGCCUCCGUAUGCGAGAUCGACGACGAUCUAAAACCGACGUUCAAGCUCUUCAGCGCGGUUAGUGACGAUCAACGACAUGUGCCGACGUCGCGGCCGGGCCGCAGUGAGUAUUUCCUGUAA